CCAACUCCAACGUUAGUAUCCAACAAAGCUGGGACACUAGAGAAUAUCUGGUCAUGUUUUGCCUCUCCUGAAAUGGACACACGUGCUUAAGUUGCAGUACCAGCAGGGGGCGAUAAUUCUUUAAAGCCCGCAGGUCUGAUCCACAGCGGUUUAUGAAGACUGCAGAGCCAUCAACAGAAUCUAUUCAUCAGACCAAACUGUGUAAUUGUAAUAUUUAUUUCCUCCAUAUUGAUCAAUUGAGGUAAAACAGAACAAGAGUAAAUAAAACAUCCUUGAAACCAACAAACACUGUAAUUCAUGUCAUUCUAAUAGCAUCCUGUUAAAUUUCAGGCACUGCUUAUGACGUGUCAUAAAACAUCCGACAGACUAGAAGAUAGAACUGCAUCCACCAACCACAACUGAAAACUAAUACUAAACACCAUUAAACUACUGAGGCCUGCGAUAAUAAGGCGCUGUGCUGUCACUCACAGCUGCACGAAGAGACAGAAAAACAGAAACGAGUCCUCUCCCUCUCUCCCUCGCUCUCUCACCCAUUCAGCAACAUCAGAAACAUGAAGUCUCUCUGUGCUGACAAAAACCCCAAAACAAAACAAAACAAAAAACUCUGUUAGUUUAGUGCGCGCUGUUACAGAGAACCUCUCUGUUAAGUUUUCUCCAAACCUUUUAAGGCAAAGCGGUGAAGUUAAGCUGUCAUGUGAACCCUGCUUUUUCAUGGUGUGCGGUUUCUGCCCGCGAGGGUUCACCCCGGGGUUACACAGCAGCAUCGAUUUCCUGCAGAGAGGAAGGCAAUAAGACUCAAACGUUCGAGACUGUUAGUUUGGAGAGAACAGAGGGAAGAAGCUGAAGCUGAGGCUGACUGACUGAAGUCCAUAAGAUGAUGAUGGAGGAAGAGGAGGACAAAGCGAAGUCUGCAGGAUCCAGCCGUCUGCCUGUGAAGAGUAACCGGUCCAAAGAACAACCUACAGACUUCAGCGAUGAACCUGGACCCUCAGACACAGAAAGUCGGAAGUCACAGACUUCAGAGAUCAGCUUUCUGUCUCAGAAGAGUGACCGGUCCAUCGGUAAACCCCCAGACUUCAGAGAAGAACCUGGACCACCACACACAAAGGGUCAGAGGUCACAGUCUCCAGUAUCCAGCUGUGUGUCUGUGAGGAGUGACUGGUCCAAAGAAAGACCUCUAAACUUCAGUGAUGAACCUGCACCAACAAAGUUCUUCAAUCAUGGAGCUCAGCUGACCAUAGGGAGGAAGAGGAGUGGUGUUUGUGAGGAGGAGCAGCUGUCCUGCUGUGCUUUGUGUCAGGACGUCCUGAAGGAUCCAGUCUCUACCAGCUGUGGACACUGGUUCUGCAGACAGUGCAUCUCCUCAUACUGGGACCAGUCUGCUUCAUCAGGAGACUCGUCCUGUCCCCAGUGUGGAGAAAGAUCCAGAAGCAGAGCUGGACUGCAGACAGCCAGUCAGAGCAGCUGUGUACAAAAUGUUGGUCUGCAGGAGGUUUUAGAUGAACAUAAGAUCAGUCUGAGGAGGAGAUGUGAACGUGUGACUGAAGGAAGUGAUGAAACAGGAAGUAGAACCCUCCUCAACAGGAUCUACACUGAGCUCUACAUCACAGAGGGACAGAGUGAAGAGGUUCAUACCCAACAUGAGGUGAGGCAGCUGGAGACAGCUUCCAAGAUGGACGCCCUCCAUGACGCUCCAAUCAGGUGCCAGGACAUCUUUAAAGCCUUACCUGACCAACAGAGACCCAUCAGAGUGGUUCUGACCAACGGCGUGGCUGGUGUUGGAAAAACCUUCUCAGUGCAGAAGUUCACUCUGGACUGGGCAGAGGGCUUGGAGAACCAACAUGUCAGUGUGGUGGUUCUGCUUUCAUUCAGGGAGCUGAACCUGAUCAGAGAUGAGCAGUACAGUCUUCUGGAGCUGCUCCAUGUUUUCCAUCCAACAUUACAGAAGGUCACAGCAGAGAAGCUGGCUGUCUCUCAGCUUUUGUUCAUCUUUGACGGCCUGGAUGAAAGCAGACUUUCAUUGGAUUUCACCAACAGGAAGCUGCUGUCUGAUGUCACACAGAAGUCAUCAGUCAGCCAGCUGCUGACAAACCUCAUCCAGGGGAAUCUGCUUCCCUCGGCUCUCGUCUGGAUAACUUCCCGACCUGCAGCGGCCAAUCAGAUCCCUCCUACAUGUGUCGACAGGCUAACAGAAGUACGAGGCUUCACUGACGCCCAGAAGGAGGAGUACUUCAGGAGGAGAUUCAGUGAUGAAGAGCUGUCCAGCAGAAUCAUCUCCCACAUGAAGACAUCCAGGAGCCUCCACAUCAUGUGUAGAAUCCCAGUCUUCUGCUGGAUCACUGCUACAGUUCUGGAGCACAUGUUGACUACAGAGCAGAGAGGAGAGCUGCCCAAGACCCUGACUGACAUGUACUCACACUUCCUGCUGGUUCAGACAAAGAGGAAGAAGAACAAGUACCACGAGGGACAUGAGACGAGUCCACAGGAGCUGACGGAGGCUGACAGGGAAGUUCUUCUGAAGCUGGGGAGGCUGGCGUUUGAACAUCUGGAGAAAGGAAACAUCAUGUUCUACCAAGAAGACCUGGAGCAGUGUGGUCUGGAUGUGACAGAGGCCUCGGUGUACUCAGGAGUUUGUACAGAGAUCUUCAAAAGAGAGUGUGUGAUCUUCCAGAAACCAGUCUACUGCUUUGUUCAUCUGAGCAUCCAGGAGUUUCUGGCUGCAGUCUACAUGUUCCACUGUUUCACCAACAGGAAGACAAAGGUGCUGAAGGACUUCCUGGGAAAAAAAUACAAAGAGUCAUCUCUGGAUGAAUUUUUGAUGGAAACACUAAUAAAAUCCUUUAGGAGUAAAAAUGGCCGCCUGGACCUGUUUGUCCGCUUCCUUCAUGGCCUCUCUCUUGAGUCCAACCAGAGACUCUUAGGAGGUCUGUUGGGUCAGACAGAGAACAGUCCAGGAACCAUCCAGACAGUCAUUAACAACCUUAAGGAGAUGAACAGUGAUGAAAUCUCUCCUGACAGAAGCAUCAACAUCUUCCACUGUCUGAUGGAGAUGAACGACCUCUCAGUACAUCAGGAGAUCCAAGUAUUCUUGAAGUCAGCUAACAGAUCAGAAAAGAAACUCUCUGAGAUCCACUGCUCAGCUCUGGCCUACAUGCUGCAGAUGUCAGAGGAGGUUCUGGAUGAGUUAGACCUAAACAAGUACAAAUCAUCAUUGGAUGGGCGACUGAGACUGUUUCCAGUUGUGAGGAAUUGCAGAAAGGCUCGACUGACUCAUUGUGUACUCUCAGACGCUCACUGUGAGGUUGUUGCCUCAGCUCUGAAGUCUAACCCCUCUCAUCUAAUAGAGCUGGACAUGAGUAAAAACAACCUGAAGGAUUCAGGAGUGAAAAUGCUCUCAGCUGGACUGGAGAGUCCAAACUGUCAGCUGAAGACUCUGAGAUUGAAGGACUGCUGGUUGUCAGUUAGCAGCUGUGAGUCUCUGCUGUCUGCUCUGGAUUCCAAUCCCUCCCAUCUGAGAGAACUUGACCUGAGUAAAAACAAUCUGCACGAUUUACAUGUGAAACAACUGUGUGGUUUUCUGGAGAGUCCACACUGUAGACUGGAGACUCUGAGACUGGAAGGCUGCUGUUUGUCAGAGAGCAACUGUACUUCUCUAGUGUCAGCGCUGAAAUCCAACCCCUCCCAUCUAAUAGAACUAGACCUGAGCUCUAAUGACAACAUGCAGGAUUCAGGAGUGAAGCAGCUGUGUGGUUUUCUGGAGAAUCCACACUGUCGACUGGAGACUCUGAGAUUGGAACGCUGCAGUUUGUCAGAGAUCAGCUGUGCUGCUCUCGUCUCAACUCUUAAAUCCAGACCCUCCCACCUGAAACUUCUGGACCUGAGUGAUAACAGGAACCUGCAGGAUUCGGGUGUGGAGCAGCUGUGUGGUUUUUUGGAGAGUCCACACUGUAGACUGGAGACUCUGAGAUUAAAGUACUGCAGGUUGUCAGAGAUCAGCUGUUCUCAUCUGGUCUCAGCUCUUGCUAAGUCCAACUCCUCCCAUCUGAGAGAGCUUGAUGUGAGCCACAACAACACACUAUUAGAUUCAGGAGUGAAGCAGCUGUGUGGUCUUCUAGGGACUCCACACUGUAGACUUGAAACUCUGAGACUGGGGAACUGCAGUUUGUCAGAAAUUAGCUGUGAUUAUCUGGCCUCAACUCUAAAGUCCAGACCCUCUCAUCUAAGAGAACUUGACCUAAGUGGCAAUAAGAAGCUGCAGGAUUCUGGAAUGCAGCAGCUGUGUGGUUUUCUGGAGAGUCCACACUGUCGACUGGAGACUUUGAGACUGGAGGACUGCAGCUUGUCAGAACACAGCUGCAGAUUUCUGGUGUCAGCUCUGAAGUCCAACCCAUCCUUUCUUAGAGAGAUGGACCUGAGCUCCAACUACAAACUGCAGGAUUCAGGAGUGGAGCAUCUGUGUGGUUUUCUGGAGAAUCCACACUGCAGACUGGAGACUUUGAGACUGGAGUACUGUGAUCUGUCAGAGAUCAGCUGUGAGCAUCUGGCUUCAGCUCUAAAGUCCAGCCCCUCCUAUCUGAGCGAGCUGCGCCUGAGAGGAAACAACCUGCAGGAAUCAGAUCUGAGGCAGCUGUCUGAGCUUGUGGAGAAUCCACAGUGGAGACUGGAGACUCUGGGGGUUGACAGGACGAUUGAACCUUCCAAUGAAAAAGCCUGUGACUCUGAGGAAACAUUGGAUAUGAACCCUUUAGCUGAUUUAUCUGAGGAUGACAUAGAGCCAGUUAAGCUGAUGUUGUUCCUGUCUGAAUCCCAGCCACCAUCAAGCUUCACACCUGAAGAGCAAACUGAAUCCACCCAAAUGUCCUACAGGUUCAGGUGUCCUGGUCCAGGUGUGUUCCAGUGUACUCUGACCAGACUGGUGUUUGUCAUGGCUCAGGAGGCGGAGCUGCUGUACCGGAAUGUCCAAUGGGAUGAGAGCCUCCUUCAACAAGCUGGAAAAACAGCUGCAGGGCCGCUGUUCAACAUCACAUGCUCUGAGGAUGCAGUCCGUCAGCUCCACCUGCCACACUGUGAAACAAAGGAGGCGUUGUGUGUUGAUGGCCUGCUGUCUGUCGCCCACAUCUUUGAUGAUGGGAUGAGCAUCUUGAAACCGAUGAGGAUCAACGACACGCAUGUGAUUGUGAACGUCUCCCACCUCUCUGCCUUUGGCCUUAUCUGGAAUUUUGUUAAAAAGUCCUUUAAAAUCCCAGAACCAGGCCAGGUUCUGCUGUUCCUCCGAUUUAAAGACACAGUGCCUCCAAAAAUCAACGUGUUUCUCCUGCAUGAAAGAAUCCAUCUGUCAGAGGUUAAAAAGCAACAAGGCAGUGAUGCUAAAUACAUUGAGACGUCUUCAGACUGCGUGCUUCACAUCGGUCAGCGUUACAGUGUCCACUGUGAACCCGAGGGCCUGAAGAUACAGCCGAACCACGCAGAGUUUUGGAACAAGCUUGGACCGAAUUACUAUCCAACAUUUGAGGUUUUCCUGACUGCAAAGCUGGAAGUUGUGACUCUGAUAGUCAAAGACCAAGAUGGAAAUGAAGUCUGGCGUCGUGAUGUGUUUGUCCCAGAAGAGGACCAAGUCUCACCAGAGGACGGCGCACACCAAAAAACAAAAAAAGAGGAGGAUAAGCUGCUGCCAAUCCGCUCAGAGUUUAUUGAAAGAGUGUCUGCAGAGGGUUUAAACAAAAUUGUAGAUAAACUCCUCGAGCGUCAAGUUAUUAUUGAUGCAGAGAUGGAGUCUGGGACAUCUGAGACAAAAAGCAGAGCAAAUAAAGUGCGAUGCAUAAUCGACACCGUGCGACGAAAAGGAAAUGACGCCUGCAGACAUCUGCUCGAUGUUCUCAAAGAGGUGGACCCAAGCCUUUUCAGAGUGCUCGUGCCAAAGCGAAGCCAAAACAACCUCUAAAGAAGCUCAUGAGCUGUGGGCUCUGAUGCUAAAGUCUCACGUUACUUAGUGAAAUCUUGAAAUGACGAGUUUUUGUAAUCACUCUGAAAGUGAUUCUCUUGAACAAACUUGGACUUGUUUGAAUGGAUGCUGAGCAGAAAAUCAGAUGGAGUUGUUAACAGUUUCAGUCUCGGAUGAAACUCACUGCUUCAUAAUGUUAAAGGUGUUUCUGUAAAGUUUAGUCAUUCUAGUUUUCUCUCACUAGAUGGCGAUAGAAGAUCAGUGAUGGAGGCAGAACUGAAAGUCACAUGAAAGAUUAAAAAAAUACCUCACACAUAUAGACAGGAAAUGUGCACGUUUACAUGUUGAUCAGUUUUAAACUGAUAGAAAUGCUAUUAUUAAGUUUUCAUUUUUACUCAAACUAUUUUAAAUAAUCCCAGAUUAAAUGGUAAAUGGACUGAUUCUUAUAUAGUCAAGUACUCAGAUUAACAAUAACAAUUUGAAGGUGCUUUAUUUUGGAAGGGAAAGGCUUGUGGUCUUCAAACUUUCGUGGUUUGAAGGAUUCUGGAUCAACUCUGCAAGUUUAUUUUUUUCAGUCUUGAUCAUCUGAAUCAAUCAAAUUAAUGUUACUGU
Messenger RNA from Oreochromis niloticus (Nile tilapia), 6553 nucleotides. RefSeq names its product NACHT, LRR and PYD domains-containing protein 12. Gene Ontology annotation, biological process: regulation of apoptotic process. The transcript has 22 exons. Lineage: Eukaryota; Metazoa; Chordata; Actinopteri; Cichliformes; Cichlidae. Gene Ontology annotation, molecular function: protein binding. The record is from RefSeq and is a predicted model, not a curated record. The coding region runs from base 875 to 5941 and encodes 1688 amino acids.